GCUUAUAUUUUGCCGCUUUUAGCAGCUUUAAAGUAGUGUGCGUCUAAAAGUCAGCAUUUACUCAGUCUUACAUUUGGCGCUUGUUGUGCUGUAUGGUUAUAUGCCGUGAGCUGUCGAUAAAAAAAUCAUAAGGAUGGCGGCGGCAGUAGCGAAUGGUCGUAUCAGCAAUGUUGAAAUAAAUUCGAAUAAAACUCUGCAAGAAUGCAACGGCAAAGAAGAAAAAAUAUUUAAUGGAAAAAUUAGUGAACAUAAAAACGGUUUUGUGAAAUCCACACAUAUCAGUAACGGGGUAACGCCGGAACCAUGGUCGGGCUCGGGCGCGAUCCCGCGCAUGGACUGGUCGCAGUACGACACGUUCCCCGGCUCGUUCGAGAAGUGCACGCUGCUCACGGCCGUGCUCACGCACAUCGGCCUCUACAUACUCAUGUUCCUCGGCUUCGUCAACCAGCUGCUUUUUAAACCAAAAGUCGCCACUGAGAAAAAUAGAGAGGGGUACGCGCCGCUCUACGACCCAUUCGAGCAGUUCUUCUCGCGCUACGUGUACCGGCGCGUGCAGCACUGCUUCAACCGACCCAUCUGCUCCGCGCCCGGCGCCGAGUUCACGCUCAAGGAGCGCGAGAGCACAGACCACAACUGGACCUUUAGGUUCACGGGCACGGAGCGGCGCUGCAUCAACCUGGGCUCGUACAACUACCUGGGGUUCGCGGAGGGCGCGGGGUCGGUGACGGAGGCGCCGGUGACGGCGGCCGUGCGGCGCUACGGGCUGGCCAUGUGCUCGCCGCGCGCCGAGCUCGGCUCCACGCGCCUGCACGCCGAGCUCGAGGCCGCCACCGCACGCUUCCUCGGCGUCGAGGCGGCGAUAGUGUUCGGCAUGGGGUUCGCGACGAACUCGCUGGGGCUGCCGGGGCUGUUCGGGCCGGGCACGCUCGUGCUCAGCGACGAGAACAACCACGCGUCGCUCAUCCUCGGCCUGCGCCUGGCGCGCGUCACGGUGCGCGUGUUCCGCCACAACGACGUGCGCCACGCCGAGCGCCUCGCGCGCCACGCGCUGCGCGAGCGCCGCUGGGACAACGUCGUCAUCGUGGUGGAGGGCGUGUACAGCAUGGAGGGCUCCAUCGCGCCGCUGCGCGCGCUCGUGGCGCUCAAGCACCGCCUCGGCCUGCGCCUGUACCUGGACGAGGCGCACAGCGUCGGCGCCAUGGGCCCGCGCGGCCGCGGCGUCAGCGACCUGGCCGGCGUGGCGCCGCGCGACGUCGACGUGCUCAUGGGCACCUUCACCAAGAGCUUCGGCGCCGCCGGCGGCUACAUCGCCGGGUCGGCGGCGCUGAUCAACCGCGUGCGCCUGGCGGGGCACGCGCACUCGUACGCGCACGCGAUGUCGCCCGCCGUGGCCGCGCAGGUGCUCGCCGCCAUGCGCGCGCUCGACACGCCCGCCGGCGUCGCGCGCGUGCGCAAGCUGCGCGACAACGCGCUCUACUUCCGACGCAGGUUACGCGAGAUGGGAGUGGUGACGUUCGGACAUCCGGAGUCGCCGGUGGUGCCGAUGCUGGUGUACACGUUCAGCAAGAUGGCGGCGACGGUGGAGCGACUCACGGCGCUCGGCGUCGCCACCGUCGGCGUCGGCUUCCCCGCCACGCCGCUCAACAAGGCGCGCAUCAGGUUCUGCCUGUCGGCGUCGCACUCGCGCGCGCAGCUCGACGCGUGCGUGCGCGCGCUGCGCACCGCCGCGCACGAGCUCGGCCUGCGCUACUCGCGCCUGCCGCCCCCCGCGCCCACCGCCGCGCCCACCGCCGCGCACUAGGCGCGCCGCCUCGCGUGCCUUACACGAGCUUCUACUCAAUAAAUUAUUUCUCCCGCC
Manduca sexta (tobacco hornworm) is the source of this 1858-nucleotide messenger RNA. RefSeq names its product serine palmitoyltransferase 2 (gene lace). Gene Ontology annotation, cellular component: serine palmitoyltransferase complex. Lineage: Eukaryota; Metazoa; Arthropoda; Insecta; Lepidoptera; Sphingidae. The transcript is spliced from 8 exons. The coding region runs from base 134 to 1801 and encodes 555 amino acids. Gene Ontology annotation, molecular function: pyridoxal phosphate binding; serine C-palmitoyltransferase activity. The record is from RefSeq and is a predicted model, not a curated record. Gene Ontology annotation, biological process: ceramide biosynthetic process; sphingosine biosynthetic process.